Molecule: messenger RNA, 1381 nt
Organism: Acanthopagrus latus (yellowfin seabream)
Lineage: Eukaryota; Metazoa; Chordata; Actinopteri; Spariformes; Sparidae
Product: crystallin J1B-like
Exons: 10
Source: RefSeq, a predicted model, not a curated record
GAUGGGACCCUCCCCUUCUCAGAAAACUGCCCGUGAGACAGUUUUACAAAACUUCAGAUGAAGACGAGGCUCUGAGAUGGCCUCGACUGUGGCGGACAGAGCCAUUGGGGCCAUAAUAGGGGCAGCGGUGGCAGAUGCAGCAGCCCAGCCCAUGCACUGGAUCUACAGUCAAGACAAGCUGGAAGAAAUUCUCUCUGAUCUGGAGCCCUGUCCUGAGUUUCGACCUCAGUCGGCGAAUCCUUUCUACCUCCGGAAGACGGGCGAGCAGACCUGCUAUGGAGACCAGGCAUACGUCCUGCUGGAGUCCCUGAGCGAGUGUGGAGAUGUGAACGUGGAAGACCUGACCAAGCGCAUCUACAAGUUCUUUGGCCCAGGAACAGUGUACGACCUGCCUCUCAAUGACCCUUACAGGAAGAAAGGAGGUCCAAAAGCCAUCCUCCCCAUCGAUGGCCCCUGGAGAAAUGGGAGCCUGAAAGCUUUCAUGAGGAAUGUGGACGCUGGCAAGGAAGAAACCGGCUGUGAUACAGACUGUCAGAUGGACGGCGUCACCAAGCUGGCUCCGGUGGUGGCCAUGUACGCUGGCCGACCUGAGAUGCUGGAGAAGGUGGAGAAAGCCAUACGGGUGACCCAGAACAACGACAUGUGUGUGGCGGAGACGCUGGCGGCAGCGCGGAUUUUGGAGCAUUUCAUUUUGAAUGGUCCAGAUCCCAAUGUUCUGAAUGUAGUGCUGGCUCAGAUGUCUGACCCAAAGAGACAGAACCCUCAGGAGCUGGACCGGGCCGUCAUUGCACAUAUCAACCAGGUGAAGGACAACCUAGCCAAGACGUCCCAACAGCUCAUACCUGCUGUGUUCACAAACACAUGAGCUUUGCCCGGUGCGUUCCAAGGAGCGCUGCAUGGAGUCCUGAAGCUGAACCAGCUGGAUGAAGCAGUCAGGGACACCAUGCGCCGCGGGGGAUGCACCGCCAGCCGAUCCUCCUUCAUAGGAGCCUGUUUUGGCGCACAGACCGGUCUCCAGGGAAUCCCAGAGUCUUGGAGGAAGAGGACGCUCAGAUAUCCCCUGCUGUUGGAGCUCGCCGAAAACGUGGUCCAAAAGAGUCAGCAAAUGUAGCUCGGCUUUGAUUUCGCCCCUGCAACGCGCCUGUUGUAAUUGCUUUUCAAAAGCUGUCUUAGAUUUUAGGAAGGCUCUCACGAGUUGCAGAUGCACUUUGACACGAUGAACCAUGACAGUUCCAUCCGAAAAAGUCUCGCACUGGAUGAAACUCGAAGCCGCUCGCUCCGUCAAAGCUGCAUCGUGCAAGAAAGUGAAAGUCUGCGCAGGUUUGAAUGCAGAUGCUUUGUAACAACAGUCUCAAAUAAAGAAAGAAAGAUUUUAAGCCAC